AUGGACGAGCUCGUCGUCUCGUCGGUCAACGAGGUUCCGGAACCCGAAGAGCUCGAGGAGGCCGGGAAACUUGUCGAGCAUUUCGAUUGCAUAGAGCAGCUCUCGAAGAAGCUCGGCAAGUCGGUGCCCACGUGGGAUGGGCUUGAGAACUUUAAAAGUGUUUAUCAGGAAGAGCAAUACGAGCUCUCGGCGAUUGAGACGAUCGAUAGUGCGAUUGACGCGGGGAAUUGGAACGAGUCGAAUUAUCAAACCUACUCAUUCUCCCAACUCUUCCUCCAACCCCGGCCCUACACCCGGCGAGCGACCUCGCUGAUUUCGAAGCCCAUCCCCUACUCAAACUGGCACCCGCACAACCCACACCGCAUGUUCGAGCAGUGUUUUGCAAGGCUACAAGCCGAGUACAAGAAGAAGAAGAUCGGCAUCCAGGGCAUGUAUCUGGAGCAGGGGACGAUGCAGGCGCUGAUCGAGCUUCGAUUCGGCGGUUUCUUGGACAGCCGUCAAUUCGUGUGCAGCCAAAAGAUGUUGCUCAUCGUGCAGUAUGGCAUUUUGGAGGGCGUGAUCAUGGUCGCCCCGCACGAAGACUGGUUCUUCACUGACGCGACGGGCGAUAAAAAGGUCGACACCACGAAGGAGAGCGAGUACCUCGUCUAUAGGAAGCUCACCACCCAGACGAACAUCCACCUCGUCCAGAUGAGCUCCCAGGUCAACUAUCAGAACCCUGAGCACCUCUCCACGCUCUUCAACCAUUUCGCGAAGAUCCAGCACAUUUUUGAUACGCCGUGCAAGUCGUGCUCAAAAGCCAGCCCAGACGGAGCGGACGACGACAAGAAGGGUAAGGAUGCGAAGAAGGACGAGGCUAAGUCACCGUCAAAGCCCGAGCCGGAAGUAGGCCAGUCAGUCCUGCAGCAGGCCUCCACCCAGGGCACCGAGAUCGGGACCACCCCCGGCGAGCUGAAGCUGGACAAGACGCAGCCGUCGGAGAGGCCGUCCGAGCGGUCGAAGAAAUCCGAGAAGUCGAAGAAGUCGGAGAAAUCGAAGAAGUCGGAGAAGUCCAAAAAGUCGGAAAAGUCGAAGAAGAGCGAGAAGUCGAGGAAGUCGGAAAAAUCGAAGAAGAGCGAGAAAUCGAAAAAGUCGAAAAAGUCCGAGAAGUCGGAGAAGUCUGAGAAGAAGUCUGGGAAGAACAACAACUCCAAGGAGAAGGGGAAGCCGUCGCCGGAAGCGGCCUCACCCAGCACCGACAGCAAGGAGCGCAACCUCCCGAGUACCAUCAACCAAGCCGGCCGUACCCGCCAACUCGCCACCUCCACCUUCAUCCUCGCCCCGUUGAAGAAGGACAAGCGCGAAAGGAUGAUGCAAGGAGGCCAGAAGAAACAUGACAGGCUGGCGGAACAGGUCGAGCGGCGAAACGAGGGAAAGAAUUUGACACCCGCCGGCUGGAAUGGCAUCCGCUCCAUCAAGGUCACCCCGAAGCCGGCUGGCUUCGCCAGGCUGAUCCACCCCUCCGGCAUGGAAGAGCCGGCACCGAGGCCACGCUCGCACGCCAACGAGGAGCCGGCAAAGCCUCCUCCAAAGAAGGGCUGCUGCGCCAUCCUG
This is a messenger RNA of Mesorhabditis spiculigera, 1593 nucleotides long. Lineage: Eukaryota; Metazoa; Nematoda; Chromadorea; Rhabditida; Rhabditidae. The record is from the annotation of a GenBank genome assembly.